GUCAGUGUCAUUGCUCACGACGAGUCACGACCUGCUCGUUUGUAGAGAACCUUUGUACAGGUGCUAAUGGAUUAUUUAUGAAGAAACCAAGUCGUUAAAAAAACAGUUUCAAAUUUUGAAUCAUUGUCUCGUAUAUUAUGGCCGCAGAGGAAUUUCAAAAUGUUAUCGAUGAGUUGGUAGAUUGUGAAAUAGAGCCGGCAGGAGCAUCUGCUGAAACGAUGUUGGUUGUUACUGCAAAUAGUUAUGAGGAGUACGAAGAAGAAAUUAAUAAUCAGAAAGAUGACAAACGAAUAAAUAAGAGAUUGAGUAAACAAAUUCAAGAAGACGUUAAAGAUGAUUCCAGAAUAGGUCACUCAACGAAUUCUGUCCUCUUGGACAAUGUGCCUUCUUCAUUGGACUACUCUGAUAUGGACGAAAUUUCAAAUCAGUUAGGAAAUAGUAGUUUAGAAACUGAUCCAUUGCAAUGCAAGAUAUGGCUUGCUCGUAAAAAACAUGUAUUUGUAUUAAGUCAAGCUGGAAAACCAAUAUAUUCGAGAUACAGCUCUGAAGACAAACUCGUUACAGUCAUGGGAGUUAUGCAGGCUUUGGUGUCAUUUGUUCAAGCGAGCAAUGACAUGAUCAGAUCAGUACACGCUGGAGAUACAUGUUUUGUUUUUGUAUUAAAAGGUCCACUGAUACUUGUUUCUGUAUCCAAAACUUUGGAAAGCGUAUCACAACUCGUAUUACAGCUAACGUAUGUGUAUAAUCAAAUACUUUCGGUACUGACACAGACACAGUUAACGAGGGUGUAUGAUCAAAGAAGGAAUUUCGAUUUGAGAAGACUAUUGACUGGUAGUGAACGACUAAUAGAUCACUUACUCAAUUUUAUGGACCGAGAGCCAGCAUUUUUUCUAGGAGCAGUCAAGUGUUUGCCAUUGUUACCUGCGAUGCGAGAUUCCAUUACGCAAACUAUCAUUCAAAUUUGUGGGAAAAUCAAAAAUUUAGUGUUUGCAAUUCUUUUAGCGAAUAACCAAUUGGUGACAUUAGUUAGAAUGAAAAAAUGUUACAUACAUCCAGCGGAUUUGCACUUGAUCCAAAAUUUAGUCAGCAGUUCUGAAUCAUUUAAAACGGCAGAGAGUUGGACACCAAUUUGUUUGCCAAAAUUUGAUGCAAAUGGUUUCAUGCACGGGCAUGUGUCAUAUUUGUCAGAAGACUGCCAAGCAUGUCUGUUGUUACUUACAGUAGAUAGAGACGUAUUCUUUACUCUGUCGGAAGCAAAAAAAAAAAUUAUGGAGAAGUUACGAAGAACAAAUUGUCUUGAGGCCAUAAAUGAAUCAAUGAACAAAGCCUCUAUUACGACUACAGAAAUUGGUUUGCCUGAAAUUCGACACAUUUUGUAUAAAUGCAGAACUACGGCUCAAUUCUGGAGUCCUGGCUUUCAACCGCCAUAUACUACAGAUGAAGAAAUAGAAAGGUUACUUGGAUCAUAUCAAUGCCUACAUCAUAGAUUACACACAACCAGCCGCCCUUUGAAGUUAAUAUUUCAACAACUGGACAAAGAAACUAUGCUGGCAUGGGUUACAUCAGGUUUUGAGCUUUAUGCAACCUUUGGACCUCUAGUCACUAAGCCAGAUGCUAUAAAUGCGGUCAGUAAAAUGUUAAAAUGGAUAAAGAAGGAAGAAGAACGAUUAUUUAUUUUAAAUCCACCAACAUUUUAGAAUUUGUAACAAAGAAAAAACAAAGACUACAUCAACUAUAUUUACUUGAAAAAAAUCAGACCAAUUUUACAACAUGUCUGAAAAUUAAAGUACUAAACAUUUUUUUAUGUCCAGUACUUUUAAUUAUUUAUUAUAUAAAUUCAAUUAUACUUAAUACACAUAAUUGUGAAAAUGAAUUGACUGCGCUCAUUCCUUUUGUAAAAAGAUAUUGAAUUUAAGAGAAGGAUCUAGGUACUAAUUGAUAUAGACAUACUCGCAUAUUUGAUUUGUAAGAAUCGCUAGUUGUUUUUUACUAAGCAGAAUUAAAAAUUAACAGCAAGUAUUCUAUUUAGGUAUUGUUUAUAGGUUGUUAAAUGUAAAUAGCAUGUUAAUAUAUCAUAUUGAGUAAGUAAAAGUAUACACUUGACUAAAUUUUUGAAA
Messenger RNA from Belonocnema kinseyi, 2117 nucleotides. RefSeq names its product vacuolar fusion protein MON1 homolog A (gene Mon1). Bases 138 to 1697 code for a protein of 519 amino acids. Gene Ontology annotation, biological process: protein targeting to vacuole; endosome to lysosome transport via multivesicular body sorting pathway. NCBI's taxonomy places the organism in Eukaryota, Metazoa, Arthropoda, Insecta, Hymenoptera, Cynipidae. The transcript has 7 exons. The record is from RefSeq and is a predicted model, not a curated record.